Molecule: messenger RNA, 1541 nt
Organism: Arabidopsis thaliana (thale cress)
Lineage: Eukaryota; Viridiplantae; Streptophyta; Magnoliopsida; Brassicales; Brassicaceae
Gene: PLP4
Product: PATATIN-like protein 4
Exons: 7
Coding region: 129-1415 (428 amino acids)
Biological process (GO): lipid metabolic process
Cellular component (GO): cytoplasm
Molecular function (GO): lipase activity
Source: RefSeq, marked reviewed
AUCACAUUUAUCACCAUCUCUAUCUUGAAAAGGAGAAAUAAAUAAUUAAUCACUAAGCGAAAGAGAUUUGAUCUAAAGUAAUACAAAUAAACCUUGAUUGAGAUUGUAAAGGAGAAGAGUUUAAAAGCAUGGAUACAGAGAGAGGAUCAAUAAGUUCAUCAGAAAUAUCCAGAACUGCUCAUCUACAAGAUAGAACAGUUGCUUGUCUUCCUCCUUCGUACGGACAACUUGUGACCAUUCUUAGCAUCGAUGGUGGUGGAAUCCGUGGGAUCAUUCCCGGCACAAUCUUAGCUUACCUUGAAUCACAACUUCAGGAAUUGGAUGGUGAGGAGGCAAGGCUUGUGGAUUAUUUCGAUGUCAUCUCAGGAACAAGCACCGGAGGUUUGAUAGUGGCGAUGUUGACCGCACAAGACCAAAGCGGUGGCCAUAGCCGCAACAGCAACCGCCCUUUGUUUGAGGCCAAAGAAAUCGUCCCUUUUUAUCUCAAACACUCACCCAAAAUCUUUCCACAGCCACGAGGGAUAUUCUGUGGUUGGGGUGAAACCAUAGUGAGACUUGUAGGAGGACCCAAGUUCAACGGUAAAUACCUUCAUGACUUAGUUGAAGGUUUCUUGGGCGACACAAAAUUAACUCAAUCUUUGACAAACGUUGUCAUACCUUGCUUCGACAUCAAGAAACUCCAACCAGUUAUCUUCUCUUCUUACCAGGCGGUGAAUAAUCAAGCUAUGAACGCAAAACUAUCAGACAUAUGUAUAAGUACAUCUGCGGCACCAACUUUUUUCCCGGCUCAUCGAUUCACCAAUGAAGACAGUGAAGGAAUUAAACAUGAAUUCAACCUCAUUGAUGGUGGCAUCGCUGCCAAUAACCCGACGUUAUGUGCCAUUGCGGAAGUGACAAAACAGAUAAUAAAGAAGAAUCCUGUAAUGGGAGAUAUAAGCCCAUUAGAUUUUACGAGGUUUCUGGUGAUAUCGAUAGGUACAGGUUCCAUAAGGAAUCAAGAGAAGUACAAUGCGAAAAUGGCAUCGAAAUGGGGAUUGAUGUGUUGGGUCUUUGAAAGUGGAUCAACUCCAAUUCUUGAUUGUUACAGUGAAGCUAUUCAUGACAUGGUUGAUUACCAAAGCUCUGUCGUCUUUCAAGCUCUUCGUUCCGAGAAGAAUUAUUUACGUAUCGAUGAUGAUUCGUUGAAGGGUGACUUAGGUUCAGUGGACAUAUCAACAGAAAAGAACAUGGAAGGUCUUGUUGAAGUUGGUGAAGCUUUAUUAAAGAAAAGAGUCUCUCGUGUCAAUCUCGAAAGCGGCCAUUAUCAACCUAUUUCCGAAAAUGUGACUAAUGAAGAAGCUCUCAAAAGGUUUGCAAAAGUUCUGUCAGAAGAAAGGAAGCUCAGAGAAUCAAGAUCUCCUAAACUCAAGAUAUGAUUUUUUACUUGUCCUAAAAAUAAUGUAAAACUUGUUUGUAUCUGUUUGUGUGACUAGUAAGUAACUGUUCGCAUCUGCUUGUGAGCAAAACAAUAUUUGAAUAAGAAUAUGAUUCUUACAUACCUU